AUGGCUCCCGAACCCCCUCCUCCUCUACCCGUCGCCGCCAACCAUGCGACCCUAUCAAACAAACUCUCUCUCCUAAUCGCCUCGCGAUCCUCCGUUCUAAAGAACAUGAGCCUCAGCCGCCCCACGACCACCAAACGCCGGGUCAUCCCCGACGACAACGACGAUGACCUCACACGCGGCACCGCACGCCCAAACGACGGAGUUGGCUAUGUCCCCGAGGAGAAAGAUAAACAGAAAUUCGCCAAUGCCAAAGUGGAGAGAAUGCUGCGGGGUAGAAUGGCCAAGGGAGGUACCGGCAAGGUAAAGAAGAAGGUGGAUGAGAGCGAGAGUGAGGAAGACGCCGGUAGGAGUGCGUUAGGCAAAAGGAAAAGGCCGCGAAAGGAAAAGGAGAUUAACCAAGAGCCCGUGGCGGAACCCGAACCCGAAUCUAGGGUCCAGCAUGUGCCUACAGAGCCAGCUGAAGAUGAGGAAAAGAAUGAAGCUGGAGGUGAAGCCGUGGAAGAUAUCAUCAUGGAGGACGGCGUCACUAAGGGAGAGGACACUGAUAAAGGAAAAGAAGCGAUAGACAAGAAGCGCAAAAGAAAGAACAAGAAAAAGAAGAAGCAGCAGACCAAUAUUGGGGAGGCAGCGGCAUGA
This is a messenger RNA of Fusarium sp. VM40, 636 nucleotides long. NCBI's taxonomy places the organism in Eukaryota, Fungi, Ascomycota, Sordariomycetes, Hypocreales, Nectriaceae. The record is from the annotation of a GenBank genome assembly.